Molecule: messenger RNA, 5067 nt
Organism: Closterium sp. Naga37s-1
Lineage: Eukaryota; Viridiplantae; Streptophyta; Zygnematophyceae; Desmidiales; Closteriaceae
Source: the annotation of a GenBank genome assembly
AUGGACUCCAAGCCACGUGGGACUCCGCGAAACCAGCAGCAGCGGGAGACUCAGCCGAAGCAUCAGCAAACGCAAGACGUCCUGUACCUCCCACCCCCCGCGUUCCCCAUUCAGCCGCCGCAACAGCAUCAGCACCAACGAAUGCUGCUGCAGCAACAGCAGCAGCAGCAGCAGCAGCAGCAGCAGCAGCAGCAGCAGCAGCAGCAGCAGCAGCAGCAGCAGCAGCAGCAGCAGCAGCAGCAGCAGCAGCAGCAGCAGCAGCAGCAGCAGCAGCAGCAGCAGCAGCAGCAGCAGCAGCAGCAGCAGCAGCAGCAGCAGCAGCAGCAGCAGCACCAGCACCAGCACCAGCACCAGCAGCAGCAGCAGCAGCAGCAGCAGCAGCAUCAGCACCAGCAGCACCAGCACCAGCACCAGCAGCAGCAGCAGCAGCAUUUCAAGUUCGAACAAAUGGCGUCAGACGAGGUUUCUCCAACGACCAUGUCGGACCGUCGCAGCUCGCACCUGUCCCCCAUUCCCCUGACUUUCGCGGGCGGUCAUGUGUACGCUGAAGGGUUCUACGCCAACUCUCCGCCAGUCGCUUUCUCAUCCAUGUUCGGUAGCGAGGGGGCGCUAGACAACUUAGAUGGUAACAAUGCUGCAACGGGUUCGUCGAGAUUCGCCAAGGAGUGCGAGGUUGGCGAGAGCGGGAACGCGGCUUCUGUAAUGAUUGUCGGGGAAGCUGGUAACGGGGAAGAGAUGGAUCGUGACAAUAACGAGGGUCGGAUGGAGGUGGGGGGUCUGGAGAACAUUUGGACCGACGAAUCAGAUAAAAUCGAGAACGUGGAGGGGAGGUUCGAGGGGAGGCUGGAAGGCAGAUCGGAAGGGAGAUCGGAGGAGAGGGGGAUGACGAGGGGGCGCCAAGCGAACGGCGGAAGGGAAAAAGACAUGGGGGAUGCGUACGGGCCGACAGCAGCGGCCGGAACGGGCUGUGAUUGGCCGACGUGGCCUGAGUACACUCCAGACGAAGCCAUUGGAGCUGACUGGGCGGAGCUGCUGAAGGUGGAUGACGAGGUGGUGGUGCCGUCCAAGCUGGAGACAGCUCAAGCGGGAGGGCAGCAGGGCUCGUCGUCCUCCCUUCCCUGGGAACUCCGAUACCCGCAACCGCAGCAGCAGCAGCAGCAGCAGCAGCAGCAGCAGCAGCAGCAGCAGCAGCAGCAGCAGCAGCAGCAGCAGCAGCAGCAGCAGCAGCAGCAGCAGCAGCAGCAGCAGCAGCAGCAGCAGCAGCAGCAGCAGCAGCAGCAGCAACAGCAACAGCAGAACCAGCAGCUACACCAACAUCACCAGCAGCAGCAGGAAGAAAAUCAGCAGCACCAGCAGCAUCAGGAGCAGCAGCAACCACAUCAUCAUCUGCAGCAGCAGGAGCGACACGACCUGCUUGCGAAACGCCCGACCCCUCGGGAAAACCGUUCUGCAAGCCAAGAUAGCCAUCAGCGGCAGCAGCUGCCGCAGCAGCACCAGCACCAUCAUCACCACCAUCACCAGCAGCAGCUGCAGCAGCAGUACCAGCCGCACCAGGCACAACACGCAAGCACACCCAACCCCAGCUUCCCACCCCCAUCUCACCUCCCCGCCUCACCGCUGUCCAGGCCGCCAUACCCGCCCUUCCAAAAUCCCUACUCCUCCCCAGACCUCCCGUUCUCCCUGGUUGCGGUGCCAGGGAUGUACGCACAGAUCCACCCAGGGGGAAGGGACCCUCUGCCCCUGCCGCCGCUGCCCCUGUCGCUGGGGGGGAUGCCUUGCGCCCUCCGCGUGGCUGCGCCCGCAUCCUCUGCUUCCACUGCUGGGAACAGCGGUGGUGUGGGAGGGGGGGGCGGAGGGCGCAGGGGAGGGGGAGGGGAAGGGGGAGGGGGAGGGGAAGGGGGAGGGGGAGGGGAAAGGGGAGCGGGACGCGGAGGCGGAGGAGGAGACGGGACGGGAACUUCGUCGCAUGGAGCAGCAGUCAAUGGUAACGCUGCCAUUGCUGCCACUGCUGCCAUAGCCGCUGCUGGUGCCGCUGGUGCCACUGCUGGGAUGCAGGGCCAGGGUGGGGCCGGGGGUGGCGGUGGUGGAAUGGAUGGGGUAAGCAUGUGCCGGAUCGACACUUUAGGGGGGAUGAAUCUGCUUGCCCCGGGGACGGACGCUGCUGCCGCCGCUGCGUCUGCUGCCGCGUCUGCUGCUGCCGCCACCGCUGCUGCAGCUGCUGCUUCGGGCGGAGGGGUGGCGCCCGCGGGGUCACUGGGAGGGCGCGGAGGGGAAGGGGGGGCGACGAGCAGCGUGGGCGGGGGAGGGGGGUUCAGCAUGGGGGGAGGAGGCGGGGGAGGCGGCGGGUUCAGCAGCGAUGGGGGGAGUUCCGGCAAGCACCGGCUGCGGUGGACGCCAGAGCUGCAUGAGAAAUUCGUGGAGGCCGUCGCAAACCUCGGAGGGGCUGACAAGGCGACGCCCAAGGGUGUUCUGCGAGUCAUGGGCGUGCAAGGCCUCACCAUCUACCACGUCAAGAGCCACCUGCAGAAGUAUCGACUCGCCAAGUACCUUCCAGAUCCUUUGCCUUCCACACCCCGAGAAAAGGAGCCAAGACCAGAGAGGGCAGAGAAAGCCCCCAAGCGCAUUGCCUCUGGAGUCUUUGCACCUGCGCCCGUCACACUAGCUCCGCCCCCCUUCCCUCCUGCUGCUGCCGCCGCCGCCGCCGCUACCGCGGCCGGCGCUGCAGCUACUGCUGCUACUGCUGCUGCUCCUGCUACUUCUGGUGCUGCUGCUGUGGCCGCCACCGCUGCGGCUGCGGCUGCCGCUGCGGCUGCUGGCUCUCUGGGCUUCCAGCCUGUCGCUACAGACGGCGAGCCUUCGUCGCUCGACCCUGCUGUGUAUGUCGCUCGACCCUGCUGUAAAAUCAUAGAGGAGCAGGCGAAGGCGAGUGGCAUGGUGGUUGCCAGUAGGUCGUCCACUGCCGGUGGGGCAGUCACGUCUGCUGACCCCGCUGGGGCUCUGAACGCGGGAGCGGGGGGACGAGUGGGGCAAGGAGGGGAGGGUGGGGAAGGAAUGGUGACAGGCCGGGAAACUGACGCAGGUCCAUCUGCCGAUGCUGGUGCUGCUGGUGCUUCUGCUGUUGAUGCUGCUGCUGCUGGCUAUGUUGGUGGGUUGGCAGGGCACAGUGGGGAGAUCUCCCUAGGGGUGAGCUCGACUGCACCCAAUCAGCCCUUCUUAGUGGUGUCAGCUAAGCAGCCCAAGGCCCCUCCACGCCUGGUCUGCUCCCCCCUCUCCUCCACCCGCCUCCUCCGCCCCCUACCAUCCCCAUCCGCUUCCCCUGCCCUCUCCGCACCACCAUCCCCCGCAAUUGCGAUGGACCCGCCUGGAGCUGCACCUGAGAUUUCUCCUGCUGCUGCUGGUGUAACUGGUCCCUCUUCUGUUGCACCUGAUGUUUCUGCCGCCCAGUUUGCCUCCCAGAGUAUGUCUGGAGCAGCUGCACCUGGGAUUGCGCCGGCACCUGAGAAUCCACCUGGGAAAACACCUGCUUUAGGUGGGCCGUGUGGGUCGUCGGGGCAGGAGAGGGAGAGGAGGAAGAGGCAGAGGACGAGGGAGGUGAUUGUAGACGUGUGUGGGGACUUGGAGGAUGUGUGUGGGGAGGUGGAGGAGGAAGAGGAGUGUGGGGAGACAGAGGAGGUGGAUGAGAGGGGAGGUGAUGCUGGUGAUGGUGAUGGUGAUGGUGGUGGUGGUGGUGGUGGUGGUGGUGAUAGUGAUAGUGAUGGUGAUAGUGGUGGUGGUGCUGCUGUUGCUGUUGCUGCUUUUCCUGCUGCUGCUGCUGCCACUGCUGCUGGUGAUGGUGCUGGUGCUGGGUGUGUGUCAGCCCCUGCGCCCAUCUCUCGCAGCUCCAGCUAUGUGUCUCUACAGCAGCAGAGGCAGAGGCAGCAGGGGCGGAGUAAAAUGCAGACUAGCAUGGGUGCGGGUGCCAUAGCAAGCGCGUCCCACGGCCUUCCAUACACCCCAGCCCAUUCCCCAGUGCCACCACCUGCUGCUUCUGCGCUUGCACCUGUGGCAGGUCAUGCUAGCGUCCCAUUACAGUCACACCCGCAUACAGGCACUCAUUCAGUCCCGCCUCCCCCUUCCCAUCUGGCCCAUCACCCCCCACCAAACCAUACCCACUACCAUGCCAUUCCACACCCCUCCUCCCACCCCCAGCACCACGCCAUGCCACCCGCCCCUCACUUCAUGUAUUCCAUGCCAGCAGGCAUGCAUGGGUAUCCGCCACCGCCCAUGCCGCCUGGCAUGGCAGCACACUAUGCCAUACCUGGCGCGAUAGGGCAUCACAUGCCGCAGCAGCAUGCCAACAUGCCCCAACAUCAUAACACGCCGCAACAGGCCAGCAUGUAUUUGAACGUUCACCCAAGCAUGCAUCCCAGCCAUCCAAACCAUCCGGGCCAUCCCAGCCAUCCAAACCAGCAGCACUCAGGUCACACGGGUGGUCAUGGGGGGCAUGGCUCUCCGUACAUGUAUGCGGGAAUGCACCCUGCCACCACUGCCACUGCUGUGUCGUCCGCGCCAUCGGGCCACCCUUACCCCUUGGCUUUCAGCCCUCUUACUGUGAUGCAGCCGCAGCAGCAGGAGUGUGAUCAGCAGCAGCAGCAGCAGCAGCAGCAGCAGCAGCAGCAGCAGCAGCAGCAGCAGCAGCAGCAGCAGCAGCAGCAGCAACAGCAGGGAGGUGGUUUCAGCCAAGGUGGUGUGUCCAAUGCACCCAUGCAGCCGCUUACUUGGACCCAACCUGGCAUACAAGGCUCCAACCCUCGUGCUGUCGGCAGCACCUUGGUCCUGCUCUCCCCUAGGGAUGCUGCUGCUGCUGCUGCUGUGGCACAAGAGUCACCCGGUGGAGGUGCAGUCAGGGGGGCCGGGGGUGGGGGGGGAGGGGGAGGGGGAGGGUCGCAGCAGCGGAAGCAGAAGAAGGUGCGGCAGCAGAGGCAUCAACAGCAGCAGCUGGCUGCAGUGGUUGCAGCAGGGAUGCUUGCAGGGAGGACGCAGUAUCACCACCAGCAGCAGCAGCAGCAGCAGCAACAGCAGCAGUAA